CCCCCCCAUCAGGAUUUGUCCUUCCCAAAGCUUGGGUGGAUGGAGGAGGAGGCUGCGAGGAAGAGGAAGAUGCCUUGGGCCCCCCAGGCAGGCCCCGAGCUGAGGACGGAGAGCCCGGAGGACAAAUCCCCCCGUGAGACCCUGGUGGGAGAGGCCGUUUUGAAGGGCUCCCCGGCGCAGGAAGGCAGCGGGGAGGAAAAGGGCCGGAGAUCCUCCCGCAGGAGGGGCUCCAAAGCCAUCCCAGGGUGCUCUGAGGAGGAAAGAGCCAGCCUGUGCCGGGAAGGCGGCCGGAGCUUGAGGGGGAGCUCUGACCUGGUGGUCCCUGAGCAGCCUCCCAGCAGGGAGAAGCCCUUCAGGUGCUUGGAAUGUGGGAAGAGCUUCAGGUACAGCUCCCACCUCCUCACCCACCAGCACAUCCACAGUGGGGAACGUCCUUACACGUGUGGAGAAUGUGGGAAGAGUUUCAGUGACAGCUCCACCCUUCGCAAACACAAGCGCAUCCACACUGGGGAACGGCCCUACACGUGUGGGGAAUGUGGGAAGAGGUUUCAGACCAGCUCCAAUCUCCUCCUGCACCAGCGGACGCACACAGAUGAGAGGCCCUUCCGCUGCACCGACUGCGGGAAAGGCUUCAACCGGAACGGCAACCUCAUCACCCACCGGCGCAUCCACACCGGGGAAAGGCCCUACAAGUGUGGGGAGUGUGGGAAGAGCUUCACUGACAGGUCUACCUUCAACAAACACCAACGGACCCAUCAGUAA
Messenger RNA from Pseudopipra pipra, 762 nucleotides. RefSeq names its product gastrula zinc finger protein XlCGF49.1-like. Gene Ontology annotation, cellular component: PcG protein complex; chromatin; transcription regulator complex. The transcript is spliced from 2 exons. Lineage: Eukaryota; Metazoa; Chordata; Aves; Passeriformes; Pipridae. The coding region runs from base 40 to 762 and encodes 240 amino acids. The record is from RefSeq and is a predicted model, not a curated record. Gene Ontology annotation, molecular function: DNA-binding transcription factor activity, RNA polymerase II-specific; RNA polymerase II cis-regulatory region sequence-specific DNA binding. Gene Ontology annotation, biological process: regulation of transcription by RNA polymerase II.